Messenger RNA from Otolemur garnettii (small-eared galago), 1199 nucleotides. RefSeq names its product SLAM family member 7 (gene SLAMF7). The transcript is spliced from 7 exons. Gene Ontology annotation, biological process: T cell activation. Gene Ontology annotation, cellular component: external side of plasma membrane. The record is from RefSeq and is a predicted model, not a curated record. NCBI's taxonomy places the organism in Eukaryota, Metazoa, Chordata, Mammalia, Primates, Galagidae. Bases 50 to 1048 code for a protein of 332 amino acids.
CUGCACCCGGCCCAAGUGGGUUUUUUUAAGUGAUUGACAAGAGAGCCAUAUGGCUGCUUCCUCAACAUUCCUUGUUCUCAUCUCUCUCCUCUGCCAGCUCACAGGGCCAGCAGCCUCUGGAGCCCUGAAGGAGCUAGUUGGUGCCAUUGGUGGGUCUGUGACUUUUCCCCUAAACAUCAAAGAAAAGCAGGUGGACAGUAUUAUCUGGAGCAUCAACACAACGGUUCUUGUCAUCAUACAGCCAGUGGAAAACGAACAACUCAAUGUCAUAGUGACCCAAAAUAGUAAUAAGGAAAGGAUGGAGUUCCCACGUGGGGGUGAACUGAAGCUCAGCAAACUGAAGAAGAGUGACUCGGGUGUCUACAGUGCACAGAUACACAGCUCCUCCUCCCCUACUAUCACCCAGGAGUAUGUGCUACGUGUCUAUGAGCACCUGCCAAAGCCCAAAGUCAUCCUAGGUCUGCAGAGCAGUAAGAAUGGCAGCUGCACAACCAACCUGACGUGCUUUAUGGAACACAAAGGAGAGGAUGUUACUUACAGCUGGAAGGUCCUGGGGGAAGCAGCCAACGAGACCUAUGAUGACUCCAUCCUCCCUGUCUCCUGGAGACUGGGGGAUAAGGACAUGACUUUCAUCUGCAUAGCCAGGAACCCCAUCAGCAGCAACUUCUCAAGCCCCAUCCUUGUCAGGAAGCUCUGUGAAGGUGACCCAGAUUCCUCCAUGGUCCUCCUGUGUUCCCUGAUGAUGCUCAUGCUGCUCAUUGUCCUUGUACUGGGGCUAGUUCUUUUGAGUAUGCGGAAAGAGAGAAUAGAGUUCAUUAAGGAAAAGAAGAGGAUGGACAUUGAUCAGGAAAUUCCCAACUUCUGUCCUAAUUCUGGAGAGACCACAGAGUAUGACACAAUCCCUUGUGCUGAGAAAUCUAUUCCAAAGGAAGACCUAGCGAAUACACUUUAUUCCACUGUGCAGAUACCAAAAAAGAUGGAGGAGCCUUACGCACUGACCACCACACCAGACACAUCCAAGACGUUCAGCUAUGAGAAUGUCAUCUAAACAGCAGUGUACUAUCUCAAGUAUUAGCCCAAAGAACACAAUCAAAAGGACUCACUAAUUUGAUCAGAAGAGUCAAGGAAGAAUGAUGAAUAUUGUUUUCCUUAUACUACAAAGCAUAAACAGCUCGGCGCCUGUGGCUCAAGAGGCUAAG